UAAUGUUGCUCACAAGACGCUGAUAAAGUAGGCACGGUAACUAAUGUGUCUUUAAAAAUAUAGUUAUUUAUCAACAUUCAGCUGCGAAGUCUUUUUUCGGAUUUCAACAAAUUUACUAAAAAGGCCGCUAAACCAGCAAUACAACUGGAAGCGUUUCGCUGGGUAACUGUAAUUUCAUAACAUUUUAAUUUUGAAGAAAGCGAAAGUAAACUUUGUUUCCUGAAGCGGCCUAUUAAGCGGAGAACGGCAACAUGGCUCAAAGUGAGUGGAAUGAGGAAAUGUCCGAGGGUCCAUUUCUCCUUCAGGAAGACCUGACCUGUCCAGUGUGUAAGGAGCUCUACCUGGAGCCCGUGCUACUAUCAUGCAGCCACAGUUUCUGUAAGGGCUGUUUGGCGCAAAGCUGGAAGGUGCAGGGACAGAAGUGUCCUGUGUGCAGGAAGAGCUGUAAAGGUGAGCAACCCAUCUCCAACCGUGCACUGAUGGGUGCCUGUGAGUCUUUUCAGAAGGAAAAGAACUGGCGGCAACCAUACGCAAUCAGUAACGUGCCUCUAUGUAACCUGCACCGUCUGGAGUUUCAACUCUACUGCAUGAAGGACGAGGAGCCUGUGUGCGUCGAAUGCGUGACGCUACAUCAGACGCACGAACUCAUGCCACUCCGCAAGGGGGCGCCCUAUUGUAAGGAGGAACUGACCUUUAAAAUCAACAUUUUGGAGGAAAAAGUGGAGACCUUCAAAAAAAUGAAAAAUAAAUACUCUAACACAGUUGAUUUCAUAAAGAGCCAGGCUCUGCAGGCAGAGAAGCAGAUCAAGGCAGAGUUUGAGAGGCUCCAUCAGGUGCUGCAUGCAGAGGAGAUUGCCAGACUGAAGGCCCUGGCAGAUGAGGAAGAGGAUAAGAAAAUCUGCAUGGAGGAAAAUAUCAACUCCCUGUCACAGGAAAUCACAACUCUCACUGAGCUUAUCCAAACAGUGAAGAGGGAGAUGGGGGCCGAGGAUUUAACCUUCCUGCAGAACUUUAAAGUCUUAAAGAGAAAAGCCCAGUGGCUUCAUGAAGACCCCCAGAAUCCCUCAGAUGCUCUCCUGAACAUGGCCAAGCAUGUUGGCUCUCUGGGAUACAGCAUCUGGAAAAGCAUGCAGGCUCAUGUUACAUGCAUUCCCGUGGUGAUGGACCCGAACACAGCCUCUCCCUGGCUCUCCUUGUCCCCUGACCUGGCCAGUGUACGGGACAGCCCUGAACGCCAGUCCCUCCCAGACAACCCUGAGCGCUUCGACCCCUGUGUUUUUGUACUGGGCGCUGAGGGCUUCUCCUCGGGCAAGCACCGCUGGGAGGUCCACGUUGGAGACAACCCAAAGUGGAUCCUGGGAGUCUGUAAGGAGUCUGUGGCCCGUAAGAGGAAGUUCACGGUGUCCACAGACCGAGGCGUGUGGACCAUCGGGCUCAGCAAAGGGAUUUACAACGCCCUAACGGCCAGGCGCACCGUGCUAGCCGUGGAGAGUCGUCCGGAGAGGGUGCGUGUGAAGUUGAACAUGGAGAAGGGGGAGAUAUCGUUUUGGGAUGCAGGCAAUGGGGGAAGACACCUGUGCACAUUCACACACGAGUUUAAAGAGAGACUGUUUCCCAUAUUUGGUCCUGGGCUCCACAGCACCCCAAUGGAGGUUUAUCCAGCCAAGGUUACCAUUCACACGGCAUGACAGGGCUGUGUUAACAGUCACUACAGCUUGAUAAGGGUAUGCAUCAAUAGCUGAUAGGCAAUACUCAUUUUAAUACAGGGUUUUGAUAGGGUGAAGACAAUUCUGUUGAAACUGUAUCAAAUUUCUGUGCCGUGCACACGCAUAUUGCUCGAUUUUCCUGCGAUUGGCGGCCACAGUCCUCCGUGGUAUGUCUCGAACAUGCCGUUGUAAACUGAAAUGCUAAGAUAAGUCUGGUAAGAUUCUCUCUUAUAAUGUCAACAAGAACUUUUUUCGUUUAAAGGGCUCGUGGAUAGAUUGUAUAGACAUGCUCUGUUAAAGCAGUCAGUGUAUUGUGGUUGGUUGGGCUGGAGCUUCUUUUAGUUUAUAUAUAUAUAUAUGUAUAUGCAGAUCAUGUUUCUAAGCAUGUGUACAUUCUUCAUCAAUAGAGAACGAGAAUGCAAGUGAUUUUAAACCUGAAUGAAUAUCUGCUAAAGGAUAUAACUAUAUUGUACUUAAAACAACCAUAAAACCUGAAGAAUGAUCAAUUAAUGAUUUAAUGCGUUUGUGUUUUUGGCUUAGAAUAAUUUUACACUGUUAUUACAUUCAGUUCUAUUAUGUAGAAUACUGUGAACUUGCAGAAAUGUAUUUAUUUGUUAAACAAACAGCAAAUUAGUGGAUGAACAGAUGCACAGAACGUGAAAUAUCUUUGGGUCCUAGCGGACUAAGGAUCCUGAAAGAAUUACAUGGAAGCCACAGUCUAUUCUUAGUUUUCCUGAUUGUUGAGCUAUUAUGAAUGAUAUAUAAGGCUUGGUUUUAGUUGUAAGAAUAUAUUCAUCGUCAAAUUUUGUUGGGUUCAGGGAUUUUUGCUCUAAAUCAUGUGUUGUAUUGAUAUAAUCAAUUAUUAUUAUUACAGAAACAUACUAUAAAAAGUUUAUUUUCAUGAUUGAUCAUUUGUAAAGACUGCAUCUAUUGAAUCAAUCAAAAUAUUUCUUUCAAAUUUUUCAGACACUAUUCAACAUAAUCUAUUGAAAUAGUUUGUAUGUAUGCUACUGAGUCAUCUACAAACAGAUAUAGUUAUUCUAUUAAAAUGUGCCUAUUGUCAUAAUGCUAAAUCAUUAUCUCAUAUGUUUUUAUAAAAUAUUAAGUGAUGGAAAUGUGGUUCUGGCAAAAAAUAAAGUUUAAUUUAGCCAAAAUUGGUUGGCGUAUCCUAA
This is a messenger RNA of Esox lucius (northern pike), 2878 nucleotides long. RefSeq names its product tripartite motif containing 35-28 (gene trim35-28). Gene Ontology annotation, molecular function: zinc ion binding; protein binding. The coding region runs from base 252 to 1688 and encodes 478 amino acids. The record is from RefSeq and is a predicted model, not a curated record. The transcript is spliced from 6 exons. NCBI's taxonomy places the organism in Eukaryota, Metazoa, Chordata, Actinopteri, Esociformes, Esocidae.